AUGACCAUGAACUACCAACCUAUGAGGAACACCAAGCACAACUGGAAUCCUCCCAACCUCGAAAAAGGGCCCCCCGAGAUCCUCACUGCUGAAGCCGACCCCGUCGGACCAACCACCUUCCUCCAAGAAGAGUUCGAUGACACCCUGAAUGCUCCGUGCCCCUUCCACAAGGAUGCACAUCACAAUCUCCGAGACUGCACAGUCCUCAAGAAAGAGCUCAACGCCUCGGUGGAGUACAAGCGACCUCACCACAACGACUACCGUAGGGAUGGCAUUCGUCGUGACAACCGCCGCCACAAUGACCGUGAUGACCGCGACAAUCGUCACCACGACGAUCACCACCGCAACGAUCGUGACCACCACCGUGAUGAUCGCGACGAUCGUGACCGCCGCCACGAUGACCGCGACAACCACUGA
Molecule: messenger RNA, 417 nt
Organism: Setaria italica (foxtail millet)
Lineage: Eukaryota; Viridiplantae; Streptophyta; Magnoliopsida; Poales; Poaceae
Product: splicing factor U2af large subunit A-like
Exons: 1
Coding region: 1-417 (138 amino acids)
Source: RefSeq, a predicted model, not a curated record